Mucor mucedo is the source of this 1069-nucleotide messenger RNA. Its product is annotated as domain found in IF2B/IF5-domain-containing protein. The coding region runs from base 79 to 1014 and encodes 311 amino acids. The transcript has 5 exons. Gene Ontology annotation, biological process: formation of cytoplasmic translation initiation complex; translational initiation; formation of translation preinitiation complex. NCBI's taxonomy places the organism in Eukaryota, Fungi, Mucoromycota, Mucoromycetes, Mucorales, Mucoraceae. Gene Ontology annotation, cellular component: eukaryotic translation initiation factor 2 complex. Gene Ontology annotation, molecular function: translation initiation factor activity; mRNA binding; translation initiation factor binding. The record is from RefSeq and is a predicted model, not a curated record.
AAUUUUUUUUCUAAAUCAUAAUAAAAAAAUUAUCCACACACCGAUUUUUUUUUUCUUAAUCCAUAUAAACAUUUAAUCAUGUCGGAUAACGAGAAAGAACCCGUCAAGGAUCAAUUCGACGACGAAGAGGUCGAUUUUUCCAAGUUGAAAAAGAAGAAGAAGUCCAAGAAGAAGGUCGACUUUGAAGCUGAGGCAGAUGUUGCCCCCGAGGCACCUGUCGAAGAACAAGCUCCUGUUGAAGCUGAACAAAAGGACGUUGCUGAGGAGGAUCCUGAUGCCAUGUUUGCUGAUUUGAAAAAGAAAAAAAAGAAGAAGUCUAAGCCCGUCGAGGAGGAGGAUGCUCCUGAAGGCGAAGCAGUUGCCGCCAACGAGGAAGAUUUAGAUUUCGGUGGUUUAAAGAAGAAGAAGAAGAAGAAGAAGUCUAUGGCUCAAUUCGAAGCUGAUUUAGCUGAUGAGAAUGCUGAUGAGGAGGAGGUCACUGAGGAAAAGUCCAGCAAUAAAGAAGGUGGCGACGAAACAUGGCUCAAGUCUGACAGAGAUUAUUCUUAUGACGAGCUUCUUGACCGUGUGUUCAACAUUUUGAAACAAAAUAACCCUGAAUUAGCUGGAGAAAAGAAGAAAUACACAAUUGUUCCUCCUUCCAUCCAUCGUGAAGGUAACAAGAAGACCAUCUUUGCAAAUGUUACAGAAAUUUCAAAGCGUCUUCAUCGUCCUGCUGAGCAUGUUAUUCAAUUCUUAUUCGCUGAAUUGGGUACUACCGGUUCUAUUGAUGGUGGUCAACGUUUGAUUAUUAAGGGUCGUUUCCAACAAAAGCAAAUCGAAAAUGUUUUACGUCGUUAUAUUGUUGAAUAUGUUACAUGUAAGACAUGUAAAUCUCCCAACACUAUUAUGACCAAGGAUAACAGAUUGUACUUUGUUACUUGUGAACAUUGUGGUUCUACUCGUUCCGUAUCUGCUAUUAAGACUGGUUUCAAGGCACAAACUAAGGAAGAUAGACGUGCUCUCAGAGCAUAAAUUUGAUUUGUUUAUUAUAACUAGUAUUUUUAUUAAAGAAAAAAAAAUCAAAAAU